Rhineura floridana is the source of this 4965-nucleotide messenger RNA. It is a transcript of the gene KDM1B, whose product is annotated as lysine demethylase 1B. Lineage: Eukaryota; Metazoa; Chordata; Lepidosauria; Squamata; Rhineuridae. Bases 260 to 2716 code for a protein of 818 amino acids. The transcript has 23 exons. The record is from RefSeq and is a predicted model, not a curated record. Gene Ontology annotation, molecular function: zinc ion binding; oxidoreductase activity; protein binding.
AGGACAGCGGAAGCAGCUGCGGCAGCAGGAGGAGAGAUUCGACGGGAAGAGCUGGAUGGUGGUGAUCGUUAGGCGUGCGGUGGCGGCGCAUAAUUACAGCCUGCCUUCCUAUCUCUAGUCUGGGUGGGUUAUUGUGGAGCUGGUAGACUACAGCUGACCCUUGUAAGUGCCUGGUCUAACUAGGCACAACUUCGCUGCACUAAGACAUUGACUCAGCAACUCCUCCCCUCCCUCGGCUUAAGUAAGGUUGGCCAGCACCAUGUCAGCUGGGAGGGUCCGAACAAAGAAAAAAACACCAGCUGUGGAUCAGUCUCCUGAUAAUCUUCCUUUGAGAAGUUCAGGGAGACAGGUGAGGAAGAAGGCUGCAGAGACAGCAGAGGAUGAUGAAGAUGCAUCGGAGAAGAAAUACCGAAAGUGUGAAAAGGCAGGAUGUACAGCAACAUGUCCAGUUUGCUUUGCCAGUGCUGCUGAAAGGUGUGCAAAAAAUGGCUAUACAUCAAGAUGGUAUCACCUCUCCUGUGGGGAACAUUUCUGUAAUGAAUGUUUUGAUCAUUACUACAGAAGUCAUAAAGAUGGUUACGACAAAUACACUGCCUGGAAAAGGAUUUGGACCAGUAAUGGAAAAAGUGAACCUAGUCCUAAAGCUUUUAUGGCUGAUCAACAGCUCCCUUACUGGGUUCAGUGCACAAAGGCAGAGUGUGGGAAAUGGCGUCAGCUGACAAAGGAAAUCCAGCUUACCUCACAAAUAGCCAAAACAUACCGCUGCGGCAUGAAACUGAACAAUUCCACCAAGGUGGAAGGAUCAGAUCAGUGCUCCAUGCCUGAGGAUCUGAGAGUUGGUGAAGUUUCAGAUCACUGGUGGCAUUCCAUGCUCAUCCUCCCACCUUUGCUGAAGGACAGUGUGGCUGCUCCUUUGCUGUCUGCAUACUACCCUGAUUGUGUGGGCAUGAGUCCAUCUUGUACCAGUACACACCGGUUGCUUGGUGAAUCCAUUGCAAUAAAAAUGGAGCACUCAAAGACUCCACCUACUAUAGCUGGGAUGAACAAGUACUUCCAGCCUUUCUACCAGCCCAAUGAAUGUGGGAAAGCACUGUGUGUAAGACCAGAUGUAAUGGAACUAGAUGAACUCUAUGAGUUUCCGGAAUAUUCACGAGACCCUACCAUGUAUCUAGCUCUCAGAAACCUCAUUUUGGCUCUGUGGUACACAAACUGCAAAGAACCUCUAACCCCCCAGAAAUGUACACAUCACAUCAUUGUUCGAGGACUUGUGCGCAUUCGCUGUGUGCAGGAGACAGAGCGAAUACUUCAUUUUAUGACCAGGAAAGGUCUGAUUAAUACAGGUGUCUUGUCAGUUAAUCCUGACCAACCUCUUCUUCCCAAAGACUACCAUGACAAAUCUGUAAUCGUGGUUGGGGCUGGAUCCGCUGGAUUAGCAGCUGCAAGGCAACUUCAAAAUUUUGGCAUUAAGGUUCUUGUGCUUGAAGCAAAGGACAGAAUUGGCGGCCGAGUGUGGGACGAUAAGACUUUCAAAGGGAUCACUGUGGGAAAAGGAGCACAGAUAGUUAAUGGUUGUGUCAACAAUCCCGUUGCACUAAUGUGUGAGCAACUGGGCAUUAAAAUGCAUAAAAUUGGAGAGAAGUGCGACUUGAUCCAGGAAGGUGGAAGGAUAACGGACCCUACCAUAGAUAAGCGCAUGGACUUCCAUUUCAAUUCUAUCCUUGAUGUUGUAGCAGAUUGGAGAAAAGACAAAAAUCAGCAUCAGGAUAUUCCUCUUGGAGAUAAAAUCCAGGAAAUCUAUAAAGUCUUCAUUCAGGAAUCUGGUAUUCAGUUCAGUGAACUAGAGGAAAAAGUGCUUCAGUUCCAUGUCAGUAACCUUGAAUACGCCUGUGGCAGUAAUCUCCAUGAGGUUUCUGCACGUUCCUGGGAUCACAAUGAAUUUUUUGCUCAGUUUGCUGGUGAUCACACGCUCUUAAACUCAGGAUACUCUGCCAUAAUUGAAAAAAUGGCUGAAGGCCUGGACAUUCGGUUAAAGGUUCCAGUCCGCAAUAUUGACUAUUCAGGGGAAGAGGUCCAAGUGACUGCAACAGAUGGGACCCUUUGGACAGCACAAAAGGUUUUAGUUGCUGUACCUCUGACUAUUCUUCAAAAAGGUGCCAUUCAGUUUAAUCCAGCCUUGUCAGAGAGAAAAAUGAAAGCUAUCAAUAGUUUAGGAGCAGGAGUCAUUGAAAAGAUUGCACUACAGUUUCCAUACAGAUUCUGGGACAGCAAAAUUCAAGGAGCUGAUUACUUUGGCCAUGUUCCACCUAGUUCCAGCAAACGUGGACUGUUCAGUGUUUUCUAUGACAUGGAUCCACAGCGUAAAUGUAGUGUUCUAAUGUCUGUUAUUACUGGUGAUGCUGUGGCAACUAUUAAGAACUUAGAUGACAAACAAGUGUUACAGCAGUGCAUGAUUGUGCUUCGUGAGCUGUUUAAGGAACAGGAAGUGCCAGACCCAGUCAAGUACUUUGUUACACGAUGGAAUAAAGACCCUUGGAUCCAAAUGGCCUAUAGCUUUGUGAAGACAGGGGGCAGUGGUGAAGCUUAUGACAUCCUUGCUGAAGAUUUACAAGGAAAAAUUUUCUUCGCUGGCGAGGCCACAAACAGGCACUUUCCGCAGACAGUUACAGGAGCUUACUUGAGCGGUGUUCGAGAAGCAAGCAAAAUAGCAGCAUUUUGAAUACUAGACUACUGUUUACAGAUUUUCUUUUAACAACUUCCUCCAGUACAAAACUCAACUUUCAGGGUUAAUAUCAUUGCUCAAGUGGUGCUAAAGUCUGUGGUACAUAAGGAGACAAUCUUAAUUUUUUAUUCCAUUUUUUCAUCUUGAACACAUUGAGAAUGCAAUGAUUUUGGCUUUUUAUCAAUACAGUAUGCUAAAUUAACAAUUAUUUAUAAGCAGUGUGAGCAGAAAGCUCAUUAACCUCAAGACUUUCCUUUUGUGGCUUAUUUGAGGUAGACAUUCUUUAUUGUCAAAGGCUGGAAUGUAGAGUACUUAAAAAUUGUGAUAAGUGGACUGUUAUCAACAGUUCAAAUGAUGGAUCAACAAUAUGGCAGGUGUCUCCAAUCAUGUUUUGAAAAAUAUAUUAUUUUAAACUACACUGUUGUAAGUGCUCAUAAACACAAUCAUUGGACUUGUUAAUGAUGUCCAGUUUUUUUAAAAUGAAAUAUAUAUAUAAAGUCAUUUUGAAACCUUUAUUAUUUUCCUGGAGAAAAUGUCAUAAAAGCAUCUCUUAUGUGUAUACUAGGAUGGGGUUUAGUAUUUGCUGAUCAUGUUAAUGAACCAGAAAAAAAGGUAGUUUUGCAGCCAUUUCCUUUUUGUGCAGUGUGUAGGUGCUGUCAUUUAUAUAGGUAUAAUUGUGAAGGCAUGAUGAAGUUGAGUGAGCUGUUCAAUCUUCUUGCUUAAAAAUGAGAUCAAAUGAUUGCUUUUUAGUGGUUAGCGUGUUGGACUAUGACCUGGGAGACCAGGGUUCGAAUCCCCACAUAGCCAUGAAGCUCACUGGGUGACCUUGGGCCAGUCACUGCCUCUCAGCCUCAGAGGAAAGCAAUGGUAAGCCACCUCUGAAUACCGCUUACCAUGAAAAUCCUAUUCACAGGGUCACCAUAAGUCGGGAUCGACUUGAAGGCAGUUCAAAAUUAUGUGGCAUCUUCCAGACUAUUAAGCAUUCAUUUCAAUGGGAGAGAUAGAACUAGAUUCUUAUACGUCUCCCACUGGAAUCAAUGAAACUUGAAAGGCUUAACUGGGGCUGGAUUGUACCCUUAAGCUGCAAUCCAAUACAUACUUAUCUGGGAGUAAGACCCAUUGAACCCAAUGGAGCUUAGUUCUGAAUAUGUAUUGGAUUGCAGCCUUAGUUGUGAAAUUAUAUGAAAGAAAAGCAUAAUUAAGCUAAAUAAUUAAGUUCUAAGUAGUUGAAGAUAUUAAUGUAUGCACACAGUUCAUCAGCUAAGUUUUAAUUUUCAUUUUGGAAAAAAAUGGAAAUUUCAGUAUGGAAGCAUGGACAGUCUUUUUGUUGUUUCUAAAGAAAAUCUUAGAAAAUGUGUGAUUGAAAAGUAUUGCCCUCCUUGUAUGCUUUGAUAUAAGAAUGCCAAUAUUUAGUUAUUUUUUAAAAAAUAAAGCCCUGAAAAAUAUAUUGGUUUACAAGACUGUAGUAGAGAACAACUGAAAAGUGAUCUCCUGGUAAGAAAUCUAUCCAGGUUUUCUUUAUAGUUGAACUGCUGUUAUUUCACUAAAUUGUUUAAUAGGGAGUAUAACUGUGAAAGCUUUUAGCAAGAAAUGUAAAAUACAAAGAUGGGAUGCUGAUUUUUCCCUGCCAUUUCCUCCCCUUUAAUGUUGAAUUCUUCAGAUGUUAAAACAAUGCGAACACUGAGCUAAAAUAAGUUAACUGGCCCACAUCUAAGACUAAUUUGCUUGGUACAUAAUAAUCCAGCUGUUGGCUGAAGUGCAAAACUGUUUUUUUCAAAAAACUGAAAUGGAGAGUUACACAAGGGAAUGUCUGAAGGGGACAAACCUGAGCAGAGUUUCAGUAGUGCAGAGCAUUUGCAUACCUAGAAUUAGUCAUGACUAUAAGCAUUUUGUAGUAAUUAAUAGUAAGACAAGAUGGAGAGUCAUACUGUAAAUGCAAAACCAUUUACUGUAUAAAAUUCCUGUGAAUUACUGCAUUGUAGAAGUGUUUAAACAGCAGGACCUGUUCUCCGUAAAAAGAAAAAAUUGAGUUGAGAUGCAGAGACUUUUUUACAUGUAUUUAAAACAUCUAAAAUAUUCAGAAAAAAUUGGUGGGUUCACUUUUAACAAUUGAUCCCAAAGAAUUAAAAAAAAACCUUGUGAAGCUUAUUUUUUAAGCAUGCUCAUUUUUCUAUUGUGUAUAUACAACUUACGCUUUGUAAAUCUGGGAAAACAUUAAAAAAAGCAUUCUUCUUGAUGUGGAGCAU